UCUAGCAAUGGAUCCUGCUAUUGCACGUCGGCGGCUAAUUGCAAAGGCCGUGGUCCUUGUAGCAGUUAUGUCAGCCUGGUUGGAUGCAUGGUUGAGGCACCGACUGCAUGCUAGGAGGUCUAUCACUUAUGGCCCAAUGCACCAAAGAGACCAAGAGAGACAAAACAACCUGAGAUUCAUUUAUGAAUCCACUGAUGUUGAGUGUGUUGACUUACUUAGGAUGAGAAGGGCCCCUUUUAUGCAGUUGUGUGACCUUUUUCGCACUAGGCAGCUAUUGAGAGAUAGCAUUCAUAGCUCAGUAGAGGAGCAGGUUGCCAUGUUUUUACAUGUGGUAGGUCAUAAUCAAAGGUUUAGAGUUGUACACAUGACCUUUCGAAGGUCUAUUGAGACCAUCAGCAGAUACUUCAGGGAAGUGUUGUAUGCUGUUGGUGAACUGAGAAAUGAAAUGAUCUUGCCACCUUCAACUGCUACACCAACCAAAAUUAGAGAUAGCCACAGAUGGUACCCCUAUUUCAAGGACUGUAUUGGUGCCAUUGAUGGCACUCAUGUGCUAGCAAGAGUUCCUAGAAAUCAGAGAGUUGCCUUCCUUGGCAGGAAACACACCACAACACAGAACAUCUUAGCUGCUGUAGACUUUGAUCUAAGGUUUACAUAUGUUCUUGCUGGCUGGGAGGGAUCAGCACAUGAUGCCCUUAUCCUUGCUGAUGCCCUUGAGAGAGAAGAUGGUCUAAAAGUGCCCCAAGGUAAAUUUUACCUUGUGGAUGCUGGUUAUGCUGUCAGGCCUGGGUUUUUACCCCCUUAUCGUGCCACACGGUACCACUUGAGCGAAUAUGGGGGGAGGAAUCCACAGAACCCAAAAGAGCUCUUCAACCUUAGACAUUCAUCACUAAGGGUGACAAUAGAGAGGGCCUUUGGUGCUUUGAAGAACAGAUUCAAAAUAUUAUACAACAAACCUUUCCAUCCAUACAAGACACAAGUAAAGCUAGUUCUAGCCUGUUGUAUCCUCCACAACUGGAUUCUUCGUCAUGGGAAUGAUGAACAUAUUCCACUAGAAGACACAUGGGCUGCAAAUCAAGUUCAUGAGGGAGCUCCCCUUGACCCUGUCAUGGACAAUGCUGCCUGGUCUGCUACCAGGGACAAUUGGGCUCAACAGAUGUGGCAAAAUAGGGGAUAG
Messenger RNA from Zea mays, 1174 nucleotides. Its product is annotated as protein ALP1-like. NCBI's taxonomy places the organism in Eukaryota, Viridiplantae, Streptophyta, Magnoliopsida, Poales, Poaceae. The transcript has 3 exons. Bases 8 to 1174 code for a protein of 388 amino acids. The record is from RefSeq and is a predicted model, not a curated record.